Dunckerocampus dactyliophorus (ringed pipefish) is the source of this 1507-nucleotide messenger RNA. RefSeq names its product inka box actin regulator 1b (gene inka1b). Gene Ontology annotation, molecular function: protein kinase binding; protein serine/threonine kinase inhibitor activity. The transcript has 2 exons. NCBI's taxonomy places the organism in Eukaryota, Metazoa, Chordata, Actinopteri, Syngnathiformes, Syngnathidae. Gene Ontology annotation, cellular component: nucleus. The record is from RefSeq and is a predicted model, not a curated record. The coding region runs from base 506 to 1420 and encodes 304 amino acids.
UAUAUUACGAAAAACAAAGUCAUUGUUUUCUUUCAGUGUGAGUCCUUUAUCAAGUUUUACGUACUGUGUGGCUAUUUUUUCGAACCAGAUGAUCAACUUCUUAAAAUGUUGAAUUAGCGUGUAAUAUUGUAAAUGAGAAAUGUUUAUCGAGCAAAAUAGUAUAAUAAAUAACACGUAAUUUAUUUUUACAUUAUUUUUUUUACAACGGAUUUCAUCGCUUCAUCUUAAUUUUUGACUCGUUUUACAGUGGGUCUCGUAGAGGCGGGGCUUUGGUUUAAGGCGCCUGGCUAUUGGUUGAGAGUUUUGCCAGCACGGCGCUGAUUGGCUCAGACCAAAUACUGAUUUCUUCAAAGAGGGCUGUCAGUCCUCAUGUGGAGCAAAACGGAGCAGUAUCGCAACCAAGCUACUGUUUGAAAAAUGCUGGGGAUGGUCAUUAUUUCUCUUCAUUUUUGCUUUUAGAACACACAACAAGGAGUUUUAGCGUUAGUGCAGAGACUGCCAAGCAAUGCUGUGUUUGGGACACUCCAGCGACUGCUUCCACGUGAUGCGGUCCCUGCAGGACCUGAAGCAGGCGAGCAGGCCCAGGCCGCUGAGCGAGCCGUGCGUCCGCUCCUCCUUCGCCGUCACGCGCCUCUGCAAGCAGCGGACCCUGCAGCAGGAGCGACUGUCUGGUCAACGCGUGUCCGAGGCCAGCGAGGCCAGCACGUACGACUCGGCCUGCUGUCUGGCCAACCCUCUUGAAGAAGAAGACGGGGAGGAAGACCACGAGCGAUUGGCUCAAGGCUCCCCCAGCAGCGUGGACUUUGACUCCGGCUACUCGGAGGCCUCCUGGCAGGAUGAAGGAGUGGUUCUGAGACGGACAAGAAACGUCAGGGUGUCCUCCUCCGCUUGCCUCCGCACAAACACGGGACCUUCAGGUCGGGUGCGACCAAAAUCCACUUCUGACGCUUGCUUGGAGCGCUGGACUUCCUUUGAGGCCAGCGAGCCAGAGGACUGGACAACGUCCUUACUGAGCCGCAGCAGGAACAGGCAGCCUCUGGUUCUAGGGGACAACAGCUUUGCGGACCUCAUCAAGAACUGGAUGGACCUCCCAGAGUGUCCGGAGCAAGCAGAACUAAAGCCCAGUGCUGGGCGACGUCUGGCCAAAGACAUUUUACUCAACAUGAGGCGGAGACUGGCAGGGAUGUCCAAAAGUGUGGAGAUGAGGCAGAGGACAGCAGAGUCCGCUGGGGACGGACGGACUGCUGAGACCCCCAAGCGCAUGUCCUGCCCUGUGGGACUCCAAAGUGUCAAACCUUUUUUCCACCAGUCCCACACGGGCCUUCAUGCACUCGACUCAGACUUCCACCACUUCACCGCCCUCAUGAAGACGGGCAGUCGACAGCCCAUAAUAUGCAACGACAUUAUUGGUUACAUCUGACUCAGUAAACCUUUCAUAUUUAAGGGAUUCACCUUUUGUACAAAUGCAGCAGAGACAAUCCUUUUUUUUACCCAAAAAGUCAAUAAA